AUAUAUAAUCCUUAUAAGUUUUGCCCCAUAGCUCAGUAAGGCUCAUCAAAGUCCAAUCACUCCCAAUACUUUCAUAACAUUUCACGAACUUCACUCUCCAGUCUCCAAUGGCGGCUGCCGUCUCCACCAUCGGUGCUGUCAACCGAGCACCGUUGAGUUUGAAUGGAUCAGGUGCCGGAGCUUCUGCUCCAAGCUCAGCUUUCAUGGGGAACAGCUUGAAGAAAGUGAGCGCUAGGUUCAACAACAACGGCAAGGCUCCAGUGGGAAGUUUCAAGAUUGUGGCUGCCAAAGAAAUCGACGAAGACACACAGACCGACCAGGACCGAUGGAAGGGUCUUGCUUAUGAUAUCUCCGAUGACCAACAAGACAUUACCAGAGGGAAAGGUAUGGUCGACUCAUUGUUCCAAGCUCCCAUGAACGAUGGUACUCACUAUGCUGUCAUGAGCUCCUAUGAGUACAUUAGCCAAGGCCUUCGCACAUACGACUUGGACAACAACAUGGAUGGAUUCUACAUUGCCCCAGCUUUCAUGGACAAGCUUGUUGUUCACAUCACCAAGAACUACAUGACCCUUCCUAACAUUAAGGUUCCUCUUAUCUUGGGUAUUUGGGGAGGCAAAGGUCAAGGAAAAUCUUUCCAAUGUGAGCUUGUCUUUGCCAAGAUGGGAAUCAACCCCAUUAUGAUGAGUGCCGGAGAAUUGGAAAGUGGGAACGCCGGAGAACCAGCCAAGUUGAUCAGGCAAAGGUACCGUGAGGCCGCCGACAUUAUCAAGAAAGGGAAAAUGUGUUGCCUCUUUAUCAACGAUCUCGACGCUGGAGCCGGUCGUAUGGGAGGAACCACACAAUACACAGUGAACAACCAAAUGGUGAACGCCACACUCAUGAACAUCGCUGAUAACCCCACCAACGUUCAGCUCCCCGGUAUGUACAACAAGGAAGAGAACCCUCGUGUUCCGAUCAUUGUCACCGGUAACGAUUUCUCGACGCUGUACGCGCCGCUCAUCCGUGACGGUCGUAUGGAGAAGUUUUACUGGGCACCCACCAGGGAAGAUAGGAUCGGUGUUUGCACAGGUAUUUUCAGGACCGACAAUGUUCCCGUUGAUGACAUUGUUAAGCUUGUUGACACCUUCCCGGGCCAAUCCAUUGACUUUUUCGGUGCUCUGAGGGCCAGAGUUUACGAUGACGAAGUGAGGAAAUGGAUCGGAGAGGUAGGAGUCAAUAGUGUCGGGAAAAAGCUCGUGAACUCGAGGGAAGGGCCACCAUCUUUCGAGCAACCUACGAUGACCAUUGAGAAGCUGUUGGAGUAUGGAAACAUGCUUGUUGCUGAACAAGAGAACGUGAAGAGGGUUCAAUUGGCUGACAAAUAUUUGAGUGAAGCUGCCCUUGGAAAUGCUAAUGACGAUGCUAUCAAGAGAGGAGCUUUCUAAAUGGGAAAUUAAGCUCCAAGGGAAGAAAAAAAAAAUCUAUAUUGGACACAAACAAAGGAAAUCCCCCCUUUGUGUCUUAAUAGAAUGUUGUUUUCCUUUUCUGUUUUAAGUGGAUUUGUGUCCUCUAUUUUUGUGUUAUAAAAUCUCCACUUCGUUCUUGUCUUAAA
Molecule: messenger RNA, 1591 nt
Organism: Gossypium arboreum
Lineage: Eukaryota; Viridiplantae; Streptophyta; Magnoliopsida; Malvales; Malvaceae
Product: ribulose bisphosphate carboxylase/oxygenase activase 2, chloroplastic
Exons: 6
Coding region: 108-1424 (438 amino acids)
Cellular component (GO): thylakoid; chloroplast stroma
Molecular function (GO): ATP binding; ribulose-1,5-bisphosphate carboxylase/oxygenase activator activity; ATP hydrolysis activity
Source: RefSeq, a predicted model, not a curated record